This is a messenger RNA of Coregonus clupeaformis (lake whitefish), 1917 nucleotides long. It is a transcript of the gene hus1, whose product is annotated as HUS1 checkpoint clamp component. The record is from RefSeq and is a predicted model, not a curated record. Gene Ontology annotation, biological process: nucleotide-excision repair; double-strand break repair via homologous recombination; mitotic intra-S DNA damage checkpoint signaling. The transcript is spliced from 8 exons. Gene Ontology annotation, cellular component: nucleolus; checkpoint clamp complex; site of double-strand break. NCBI's taxonomy places the organism in Eukaryota, Metazoa, Chordata, Actinopteri, Salmoniformes, Salmonidae. Bases 187 to 1038 code for a protein of 283 amino acids.
AACAUCUCAGUGCAGCCAAAUGAAAUAGGAAAUGAAAAGGCAAAAUACUUGUUUCUCCGGGAAAGUAUAACGGGGAAGUACCAUUGGCGCGCGGGCCAAAUUGACCGUCACAACAAAACUUUUUGCUCUAUACUACUCUCGCAGGAAAUAUUAGUUUUUUUUUUCCCAGUUAGAAUAAAAUUGAAGAUGAAGUUCCGAGCAAAAAUUAUUGAUGUUGGUUGUCUUAAUCAUUUCACACGUGUGGUGAAUACCAUCUCUAAACUAACGAAGACAUGCAUCCUGCGACUAACUCCACACAACCUAUAUUUUGUACUGUCUGGUAAGGUAGCCAGCGGAGGAGUCGGCAUGUGGUGUGAAUUAUCUCAGGCCAACUUCUUUGAUGAGUAUCAGCUGGAAGGUGUGGCGCCCGACACUAAUGAGAUCUGCCUAGAGGUGACCCCUGAGAACCUGUCCAGGGCUCUGAGAACCUCUCAGAAUGCCAAGUGUGUGAAGAUCAAGCUAACCAAGAAGCACUGUCCUUGUCUCACUCUCGCUGCAGACCUGCCGACACUUUCCAGCAUCAGUCGAGUUGUCACCCAUGACAUCCCGGUGGACGUGAUACCCAGAAGGCUUUGGCAUGACUUCAAAGAGCCCAGCAUGCCAGACUUUGACGUGAGCAUAUAUUUGCCUCCACUGAAGACUAUGAAAAAUGUUGUGGAUCGAAUGAAGAAUCUUUCUAACUUUCUGGUGAUGGAGGCCAACCUGAAUGGAGAGAUGAACCUGAAGAUUGAAACCGACUUGGUGUCUGUCACCACCCACUUCAAAGACCUGGGAAAUCCUCCUUGGGGUGACGAUGGUUCCCAAGGGCGCAGUCAGAGCAGGGACCCUGAGGUCAUGGCCCACACCCGCGUGGACAUCCGCAAGCUGCAGCAGUUCCUCAUGGGCCAGCAGGUCAACCCUAGCAAGGCCAUGUGCAAUAUUGUCCACAAGAGGAUCAUUCAUUUGAUUCUGCUGCACGAAGACGUGUCUCUGCAGUACUUCAUCCCAGCGGUGGCCUAACAAGACAAACGUUGUCUAUCACAAAAGUCAGCUGAGAAGGUGGAGUUUGUUUUCUUUAGGAUCAAAGGUUGACCAUCCCUCCUACUGGAGAGCUACUGUGUAGGCAUGCUUUUGCUCCAACCCCAUCGUAACACACCUCAUUCAGCUAAUCAAGGUUCUAAUGAGCAGUAGAAUCAGGUGGUGUGCUAGUUAAGGGUUGGAGAGAAAGCUUGCAGGAGCGUAGCUGUCCAGGAGGAGGAAUGGGCGAUCCUAGACUACACAUUCAUUUGAGAAGUGCUGGUUGAUUUUAAGAUGACAUGAAAAGGUGUGAAAAGCUUGUAAAUCAACACUGCUGUCAUGCACUUCCAAAAUAAUAACUUUGUGAUUACAUAUUCUAAGUGGAAGCUCAUGAAUUUCAUCUUUAAAAUGUAAAUGGUGUACUCUUAGACCUGGAACAAAGUUUGUAUAUUAUAGUUUAGUAUUUUAUUUAAUAUGCUUACAAACCUCAAGGCCUUAAAUGUAUUGUCUAUGUAUGUUGCUACAGUAUUGUUUUACUGUACAUAGUUUAAUAAUUCCACUCAAGAUGUGGCUGCCUUUAUGGAUUAUAUGUACUAUAUGUAUUGUUGAUAAAACAUUUUUUUAUUGUAGAUCACUUGUUAUUUGUAGUGAAGAAAUGUGUUCAGGUCAUUGUAUAUAGGAAUAUAGAGGCAGAUUGAAGGAUAAGGACACUUUGGAAAUCUUAAAUGACCCCUUGCAAAAGAUACGCUACCAGUCUGUACAAUGCAUGUUAUCUUGUAAUAGUAUAGGCAUAGUUUGUCAGUUGAUAGGUUGUGUUCGAUAGUGCAACAAAUUAAAUCUCCACAGAUAUUAUUAUGCAAAGGAAAUAAUUUGUAUAGCUUU